Messenger RNA from Anolis carolinensis (green anole), 4440 nucleotides. RefSeq names its product E3 ubiquitin-protein ligase TRIM69. The transcript is spliced from 6 exons. Gene Ontology annotation, biological process: protein ubiquitination; innate immune response; regulation of gene expression. Gene Ontology annotation, molecular function: protein binding; ubiquitin protein ligase activity. The record is from RefSeq and is a predicted model, not a curated record. The coding region runs from base 1626 to 3008 and encodes 460 amino acids. Lineage: Eukaryota; Metazoa; Chordata; Lepidosauria; Squamata; Anolidae. Gene Ontology annotation, cellular component: cytoplasm.
CCUGUGGUGCUCAUCUUGUGAAUAUUGUGUUGGGCAAUAAUUAAAUUCAAAAGUUACCUACUGGGAACACUGAGUGGAAUACUUGAUAUGGAUUAACCACAUUUCUGUCUGCUGGUUUAACAGUUCAUUUAAACUGUUUGGUGACCCUGCAGUUGUUUCUUUUUAUUGCUGUUUUGGAAUAGUUUGGAGUCAUUCUGAGAAAGGACCAAAGUUAUGUUUGAAAAAUGGCAGGGGUUCAUGUCAGAGUGAGGAAAAGUAGCCAAGUUGGAAAUCCUAAAUGCUUCUGACUGGCUAGGAUCUGCAGUGUUACUGUUAUCUGUGCUGAACAGUUGUUAGCGCUGAUUUUGUGUUACCCAACCUGGGCUUUAUCUACUGUGAAUCCUCCCUUCCUUACUUCACUUGAGUGGGGAAGGUGGCGGUGCCCUUGGAAAUAAGGGCAACUCAAGAAAGUGUGUUGCCGGAAGCAGAGAAGCCAAUGGCACAUUAUAAGCUAGUAACGUGACUAUGGUAUAAGCCACAACAUCUCAUUGUAAAUACCACUCCAUUUGUCAGAAAAAUACUUUCCUCGCUCUGGCUAAUGAUAGGUCUGUCCCUGCUUGGGAGACUCAGCCUCAUGAGAGGAAUUAAUGGUGGUUGUGGGUUGGUUGUACAUAAGGAGAAAUAAAAUCUAUUUUUUGUUGUUUCCAUGGCUUUCCUGGUGAAAUCAGUCAAGUCAAUUUUGCUCUCCAUAAUACUCAGUACAGUUAUUUUCACGUGGCCAAAGCACAUCACAUCAUAAAAGGUAAAGGUUUCCCCUGAUGUUAAGGGCAGUCGUGACCGACUCUGGGGGUUGGUGCUCAUCUCCAUUUCUAAGCCGAAGAGCCGGCGUUGUCCAGAGACACCUCCAAGGUCAUGUGGCUGGCAUGACUGCAUGGAGCGCCGUUAUCUUCCUUCCGGAGCAGUACCUAUCUAUCUACUCACAUUUGCAUGUUUUCAAACUGCUAGGUUGGCAGGAGCUGGGGCUAACAGCGGGCGCUCAUUCCGCUCCCAGGAUUUGAACCUGGGACCUUUUGGUCCGCAGGUUCAGCAGCUCAGCGCUUUAACACACUGUGCCACCAGGGGGCCCUUUUAUGCUAUAUUUUAUAUUACUAUAUCGUUGCUGGGGAGUGGGGCUUUUUAAAAAGAUGAGUUCAAUUAUUCUCCGGGCUAUGGAUUUGCAGUCUGUUUUUAGAGAGAAAAAGUAGGAUUUGUUAUUAUUAUUGAUGGUACUAUAUUUCUGCAAGAGAUGUAGCUCUUAAAGGUACAGGAGUGGAGCCAGGAAAAAGAACAAGCCUGAAACUCCCACUCUUGCUAAGGUAAAGGCCAUAUGUGCAUAAAGGGUGGCUGGCUGGUGUGUUCUUACUUCCCCGCCCCUGGUGAGUGAUACAUCCUAGAUCAAUUGGGUGUUUGGAGCAAAGUCCAGCUCCCUAGUUUGGUUAAAGUCAGACAACGCCUGGGUCAAGAGCAAUGCCACAGGAAAGUGCUGUUUUUGACAACUGGGUUUUCUGAUUCUGGCUUUGUGAGCAGGUAAUUGGAGAAAAGGGUAAAGAGAUUGAACUGCUGAUAUUGACCAGCCAAAGUUCUCGAAGACCUUCGAGCGGGCCCCUAUGGCUUCAGGUACACUGUUUGAAGAUCUGGUUCCAGAUUUCUCCUGCCCAAUUUGCCUGCAAUGGUUCUUGGAGCCAGUUGCCCUCCCUUGUGGGCACCUCUACUGCCAGGCCUGCAUUGAGACUGCUUGGGGAGCCCAUAGCAGCAAACACGUCUGCCCCCAAUGUCGGGAGGAGUUUCUGGAGAAGAGAUACACCCCUUGCAAGCUCUUGGAGACUUUGAUCCACCGAAUCAGGAGAAUGAAUCCCAAGGAGACUGAGGAAGGCCGACGCAGCAGUGCUAAUGGCAGGGAAUGUGCACUGGAGCAGAAUCAUGCCAGGCUCCCUGUCCACGAGGCAACCGAGUGGUGUAAGGGGGAGCUGGGUUUGGCAGUGUCUCAGAUGGAAUCUAACUUGGCCAAACUUCUUGUACUUAAGAGAGAGGAAGAAGAAAAGCUCCAAAACCAUCAGGCAGUUAUGCUGAGCCUGGAUGACCACAUCUCCACUGAAUUCAGGCAGCUCCACCACUUCCUCAAUGUCCAGGAGAAAGUGUGCAAGUCAAGGUUGGCAGAGGAAGGAGGUGCCCUGCUCCAAGAGACAAAGGAGAGGCUGAGGCUGUUGCGGGAGGCUUGCCGCAGUUGUCAGGAGCUGCUGUUGGAAGCCCAGGAUCAUCUGGAACUACAAGACUCUUCAGAUUUCCUAACAGGCAUACACUCUCUCCUAAACAGGGUGAAGCAGCAGCAAACCACUCCAGCGUUUCCUGUUGUGUCACCGACAUUAAAGGUCCUUGGAUCAUCCAAAGGACCUUUGCAAUAUGUUGCCUGGAAGGAAAUGAAAUCUGCUCUCAAUAUAGAUUUCCCCCUGAUAACCUUGGAUCCUGAAACAGCUCAUCCUUGUCUCGUCCUUUCGGAGGAUUGCACCUCUGUCCGCGACGGCCAUGUGCGCCGGGAUAUCCCUGACACUCCUCUGCGGUUCAACUACUGUGUAGCAGUCUUGGGUUGCAGAGGUUUCUGCUCUGGAAAACAUUACUGGGAGGUGGAAGUUGGCAACAAGCCCUCUUGGACUUUAGGCCUGGUCAGCAUCUCCAUCAACCGCAAGGGGAAAAUCUCUGCCUCCCCCAGCAAUGGAUUCUGGGUGAUCCGGUUUAGGAAUGGGGUAGAGUUAAUGGCAAAGGACACUCCACCUCAAAGGCUGUGCUUCAGCUCCUUUCCCAAAAGAGUUGGUGUUUAUCUGGACUAUGUCGGUGGGCUGGUGUCCUUCUAUGAUGCCUUUACCAUGGGCCAUCUCUAUUCCUUUGUCACCCCAAGAUUUGCCGGGAGGCUGUUCCCCUAUUUUUGCCCUGGGCUCUACAAUUCAGGGGAGAAUGCAUCCCCCUUAAAAAUAUGCCACCCUUCUCUUUUGUAAAGGAGAACAUUCCUCACUUCUCCUGUUUUGAUCUGAUUUUAUGUUGGGAUCCUUAUUCCUUCUAGUAAAAUCCCCUGGCCUGCUCACUUAUUCCUGGAAAUAGAUCCUAGCUCGGAGGAUCUACAUAAAAUGACUCACAGAUGAAUAAAAAUGCCAUUAAAUUAUGCAAUUAUCUUAAAAUUACUUGUUGAUGUAAUUUGUUUAUUUAUUGUGUCGGAAGAAAAUUGAGAAUGCAGUUAUAAUGUAUAGAACAGGGGUCCCCAAACUAAGGCCCUCCGAGGUCAUUUAUCUGGCCCCCGCCCUCAGUUUUAUAAUAUAAUAUAUUGUAUAUACAUAUAUUGAUAAUAUUAUAAUGUAAUACAAUGUAACACUAACAAUAGUACCAUAUAAUAAUAUUAAUUAUAUAUUCUAUAUUACAUAUAAUAUUACUAAUAAUAUUACAGUAUAGUUCAGUAUAGUAAUAUAUAAUGCUAAUAUUGUGCUAUGCUAAUAAUAUAAUAUAUUGUAUGUACAUAUAAUUUGUAAGCCACUCUGAGUCCCCUUUGGGGUGAGAAGGGUGUGAUACAAAUGUAGUAAAUAAAUGCAGUAAAUAAAUAAAUAAUAAAUAAAUACAUUUUAGACUUAGGCUCGCCCAAAGUCUGAAAUGACUUGAAGGCAAACAACAACAACAACCCUAAUUAACUUGACUAUCUCAUUGGCCAGAAGCAGGAACACACUUCCCAUUAAAAUCCUGAUAAAUGUAUGUUGGUUAAAAUUGUUUUUAUUUUUAAAUAUUGUAUUGUUCUUUCAUUGUUCUUCUUGUUGUUGUUUUUGCACUACAAAUAAGACAUGUGCAGUGUGCAUCGGAAUUUGUUUGUAUUUUUUUUCAAAUGAUAAUCCGGCCCCUCAACAGUCUGAAGGAUUGUGGACCGGCCCUCGGCUUAAAAAGUUUGAGGACCCCUGGUAUAGAAGGACCACAAACAAAGUUAAAAACUUGUCAUAAUACUAGAUUUCCUUUGACAAGAAGCUGGCCAUUUGGAGUGCCUCUGGUGUCGUUAUAAGAAGGUUUUUGAAGCUGUUUAAUCUCAUAACUCAAGUUCUUACUUGGAUUCUUUUGUAGCAUUUUUCUUUACCAUAAAUUUUAUUCUGAAUGUUUUAAUUUUUCUUCUUUUUCUCUUCAUAUUUGUAUCUUGUUGUAUAAGGAAAAACAUCUCACGAAGGCUUUACGAGCAUCCCAGACAAUUCUAAUAUUGGUUCCUUUAUUCAAAUGUUCUUCAAAAAUUGUUUUAGCCAAGUCUUAGCUUUCACAGACACUUUUUCAUUGUGUAGCAAUGCUUCAUUAAGCUUCCUCUUCUUUACAUACAUAUAGAUGUCUCUGUGCUUUCCUUAUUUGCCUCUUUGUUGCACUGGAAGACUUUUAAUGCUCUAAAUAAACUAAAUGUAAAUUAACUAA